Molecule: messenger RNA, 4844 nt
Organism: Indicator indicator
Lineage: Eukaryota; Metazoa; Chordata; Aves; Piciformes; Indicatoridae
Gene: JMJD6
Product: jumonji domain containing 6, arginine demethylase and lysine hydroxylase
Exons: 7
Coding region: 68-1324 (418 amino acids)
Biological process (GO): phagocytosis
Cellular component (GO): cytoplasm; nucleus
Molecular function (GO): histone H4R3 demethylase activity; P-TEFb complex binding
Source: RefSeq, a predicted model, not a curated record
CGCGAAGUGGGGCCUGGGGCAGCAGUGAAUAGUGACGGCCCCCAGCGCUGCCGCUAACGCUGCUGCCAUGAAUCACAAGAGUAAGAAGCGCAUCCGUGAGGCGAAGCGCAGCGCCCGACCCGAGCUGAAGGACUCGCUGGACUGGACCCGCCACAACUACUGCGAGACCUUUCCCCUGAGCCCCGCUGCUUGCAAGGAUAACGUGGAGAGGGCAGAUGCACUCCAGUUAACAGUAGAGGAAUUUGUUGAGCGUUAUGAAAAACCUUACAAGCCUGUAGUCCUGCUGAACGCCCAGGUGGGUUGGUCUGCCCAAGAGAAGUGGACUCUGGAAAGGCUGAAACGCAAGUACAGGAACCAGAAGUUCAAAUGUGGGGAGGACAAUGACGGUUAUUCUGUGAAGAUGAAGAUGAAAUACUACAUAGAGUAUAUGGAAACCACACGUGAUGACAGCCCCCUCUACAUCUUUGACAGCAGUUAUGGAGAGCAUCCCAAGCGCAGGAAACUCCUGGAGGACUACAAAGUACCCAAAUUCUUCACUGAUGACCUGUUUCAGUAUGCAGGGGAGAAACGAAGGCCACCUUACAGAUGGUUUGUGAUGGGCCCACCUCGCUCUGGAACAGGAAUCCACAUUGAUCCCUUGGGAACCAGUGCAUGGAAUGCCUUAGUCCAAGGACAUAAGCGUUGGUGCCUGUUCCCUACCAGCACUCCCAGAGAGCUGAUCAAAGUGACACGAGAAGAGGGAGGGAACCAGCAGGAUGAGGCCAUCACCUGGUUCAAUGUCAUCUACCCCAGGACACAGCUCCCCACUUGGCCCCCAGAAUUCAAACCCCUGGAAAUCCUGCAGAAACCAGGAGAGACAGUCUUUGUGCCAGGUGGCUGGUGGCACGUAGUUCUCAAUCUUGACACAACCAUUGCCAUCACACAAAACUUUGCCAGCUGUACCAACUUCCCUGUGGUGUGGCACAAGACAGUAAGAGGGAGACCCAAGCUGUCAAGGAAAUGGUACAGGAUCCUAAAGCAGGAACACCCUGACUUGGCAGCCUUGGCUGAUUCAGUUGACCUGCAGGAAUCCACUGGUAUUGCUUCUGAUAGUUCCAGUGACUCCUCCAGCUCCUCGAGUUCCAGCUCCUCAGACUCUGAUUCAGAGUGUGACUCUGGCUCGGAGACAGAGGGGAUGAUGCACCGCAGGAAAAAGAGGAGAACGUGCAGCAUGAUGGGCAACGGAGAUACGACUUCCCAGGACGACUGCGUCAGCAAAGAGCGCAGCUCCUCCAGACCAUCUCCAUUUUGUGCUGUCAGAGGCUGGCUCCUGGAUGACCUCUAGGAGAAGGCCCCAACUCUACGUUCUCGUGCAAUGCUUUGUCCCCUCCGCGCCCCCAGUGAGUGCACUAAUGACCCAGCCAGGUAUGGAACGGUUCACCUCGCUGGCAAGGAAGGUGAUGGUCAGUUUUUAAAGAACUCUUUUUAAAACCAGCAGGUCAGUGCCCAAACCUGCCUUGCUUUUGACACUGUCAUAUGUUUACAUGUUGUCCUGUACACUUGAGGAGAGGAACACCAGCCCCUUUUGGCCUGUCUGAACGUCCGGCGGACCUCCCACCACGGUUUCAGGAAAGGAAGGUGAUACAAAUGCUCCAGACACUGAAGCAGCUUCAGCAGAGGUGGCCACCAACCUGAAGCAUCUUUUGUGGUCUUAAUCUACACACAUACAGGUGCAACACCUUAACCAGCAACGGUCCAUUUGUUUUGCUCUGUCUGUCACCGUGCCUGGUGGCAUCAAAGACGCACUAGCACCUUGCUAUCGGUAGCUCAAUGGAGCAGGAGGAUCUUGGGAGUUUCUUAUACAGCAAAAAACCUGUGGGGAACAAGUCAGUAUUUGGCAGUAAUUCCAAGCCUUUAGGUGCAGGUGUGAUGCUUAGCAUUAAGCAACACCUGAAGAGGUCUGACUCUUCCAGGAUCACAAGGGGUGCUGGGUUUUAAACCAGCAGUGAGUGACAGGGCUGGGGGCUGGUGCAGGCCAGUGCAGUUCACAUACCCUAGAUAGCUUUUCCUUGAGGUUUCUUGUUCAGAUGUCUCCCUAGAACUUGCAGUGCCAAUUUUAAAGGAUGGGGAGGGGGACAUGUUUUUGUUUCCUGCUGUUUAAAGAUGCAGUGUGUUGCUUAAGUCUGUGUAGGUGCUGUUUGUAUUAUGCCAGCUAAAGCUCUCAUCCCCAAGGGAUCUGUCGGAGCUGUUGGGUGUUUUAGCAGGGGCUUGUGCUGGUAGUGUGAGAGAAGAGGUGUGUCUGUGCUGCAAGGAUAUGAUCCUCCUUUUCCAUCUGAACAGCACAGCUGGACUGGGGUGCUGCCUUGGGUGCUCUCCUGAGAUCUAGGAGUGGGUAUUUGAUCUCACUUCAGCUGUUCUCCUGUGGGAGAGGAAAUUGGGAAGCAGAGCUGGUGAGUGUGUAGUAAACACGCAAUAAUGCCCACCACUAGGAGCAGGGUUCAAAAGCAGAUUGGCAGCCUUAACCAUGACUUCCUUGUGCUUGUUGGGUUUAAUGGAAGCCAGAACGUUGCUUGUCUGGGUUUCUGAUCUGUUUUUAAACUGAUCUCUUCCUGUUACAACACUCUUUUUCUUCUUGGAGACCAGAUCACAUCCUGUUGUAGAAGGGAGUCCUAAAUAUAUGUGAAAUCAGAGUUUCUGAAUCUUCUGUGCCAGUCCCCUUUUGUAGGAGCAGUUAAAUGGUGGAAAAAUGGUUUUGGUACAGUCCAGACUCUGAGCUCCUCGUGAUGAGCAGCCAUAAGUGAACACAGUUGCCCUGUAGACUGCUGCAGAUUCUUCCAUGGGAUUACUGCAUUUUAAAGCAACUUCUCAGACUCCUGGCAUUCCUGGCCAAGGGUUGCCUUUUUCCUGGACUGCCUGGGAGCCAGCACAAGCUGUGUAUCCCUUCAGAGCAGGCUGCAGCUGCUGCCUUGUGAAAGAAUGUGAGGGCCUGGAGGGGUGAAGGCUCAGAAGUCUUGGCUCUGUUAUGGUGAGAGGAGCCUUUGGAGAACUGUCCCCUGCCCUCUUUGGUGGCCUGACAGUUGAGGUGGCUUGUGCUGGCACUUGCAGUUGCAUUUGGUGUGCAGAGUUCAGUUUUGCAACCUUAAAAUCUGCUUAAAAUGUUGGGGGAAGCCUGUGGUGGCUGUGUUGGGAAACCACACCUCUGUCACCAGCAGCACAGCAGAGCAUUCCUCUGUGCCUGUGAGCUCUUGCACAGUGCAGAGUCAAACCAUUCCAGAUGAAGCCUGUGUUUGUUUGACAGCCCUCACAGGGAAGCAGCAUGUGGGGAAGGGACUUGCAGGCCUGUGGUAGCAGCAGCACUGCACUGGCUUCUCCACAAGGCACGUUCAGAUAGGAGACAAAGCUCUGCCUGUUCAGACUACCUGGGAAUCAGGACUCCUGGGAUCUCUGGUUCUUCCACUUGCAGGCUCUAGCCUCAGGCAAAUUGGUGAGCUUCUGCCUUUGUGUUAGUAGGAGGAAAAUACCUACCUCACAGGGGUGUUGUGAGGCUGAAGUGUAAUUACUGUGUAAGAUGCUUUGAAGUCACCCUCCCACAAAAAGUGUUCCAGACAUCCUGAGCAACCUGAGACUUCCUGAAGCUGGUGUUGACUUUCUGUGGCAGAAAACCUGGAGGAUGUUGUUCAGCAUUCCUGGCCACGUGGUGUUCUGUGGUGGCCCUCCCUGCCAGAAUUGCUGUGUGGUACAUAUGUAGCAAAACAAGGCUUUUUGUUUUCACCACAGUUUAUCUCUUGGCAUCUCAUGCCCUGCUCUGAACAGGAGGGCCUGCUAGAUCAGGGCCUUUUAAAAAUAGGACUAGAUUAAAUUCUCUCUCUGAUCAGGGAGUCAGCUCCACUGGCCUUACAGGAAGGGGGGAGCUGGUGCUUCCCAGGCCCUCCUUCCAGGCUGGGUGAAUGAGGAAUGAAGUUAAAAGCUGUUCUCCCCUUGUGCCUAGCUCCAUGCUUGUGGCAGGCUGCCUGGGGAGCGUGGGGUUUGUGCUCUCACUUCUCCAAGCUUGUGCUUCUUGGGGCGUCCAUGUCUCUCUUUUUCCAACCCCCACUGCUUUUGUGCACCCUAGAGCCCUGGAUGUAGCAGGCUGUGCUCCAGCAUCCAGACCCAGUGGCCCUUUGUUUCCCUGAGUCCCAAAGCAGCAGCAGUGCUCCACCUCAGCCCUGCCAUGGUGCUUCCUGGGCUGCCCCAUUUCCUGGGGACAAGCUGAGAGCUGCCUGCUGCCUUUGGGCUUUGCAAACCAGUGUCAGUGUCCUGCCUGGCCUGGAGAGGGUGGAGGGAUUUGUGAGCUCUGGCCAUGCUUCUGAGUCUGGUAGCCAAGUGCAGGCUUGUCUGCUCUGCCUGUUUAGGAGUAAACAAACCCCCAGCAGAGCUGUGGCUGUGGGCAGCAGGGGCUGAUCUCAGCACCUGUUCUCUCUGCACAAGUGCUGUGGGAGCAGGUGUCAUUGUGGCAGCCCUGGCAGACCUUCCUCCCUCCUCCAGCUUGGCUGUGCUGGCUCCAGUUUGUCUUCUCAGUUACAUGAAGCCUCUCCAAGUGCUUAAAGGACUGCAACCUCUUUCAUAAUUAACCAAGCCCCUUCUCCUCCCUGAGUCCCCAGCCAUGGCAGGGCAGGAAGCAAGGCUGUUGGCUGAGUCCAGUCUGAAAUGCCUGUGGGCUCCUUGUCACAGGGAGGGUUUUGGCAUCCCCCUUGCACAGGGGGGAAGGAAGGAGCUUACUGCUCCCUUUGACAGUCACACUGUCAGCUCCAGCCCUGCCACUGCCCUUAGCUGCUUUUGUCACCCCAUCCAGCAGAGCUGGGAUAUUCUUUGUCUUGUUUGGAUGA